Molecule: messenger RNA, 2878 nt
Organism: Entelurus aequoreus (snake pipefish)
Lineage: Eukaryota; Metazoa; Chordata; Actinopteri; Syngnathiformes; Syngnathidae
Product: gastrula zinc finger protein XlCGF57.1-like
Exons: 2
Coding region: 104-1852 (582 amino acids)
Biological process (GO): regulation of transcription by RNA polymerase II
Molecular function (GO): DNA-binding transcription factor activity, RNA polymerase II-specific; RNA polymerase II cis-regulatory region sequence-specific DNA binding
Source: RefSeq, a predicted model, not a curated record
UUCAAAAAUAGCAUCAAAUACCUCAACUAUUCGCCACCAAACGGACUUUGAGUGUGGAGCGACGGCGUGUUAUCUGAAGUGAAGAUUGAAGACGUGAUAGAAGAUGGACGACUACUGCUAUGCUAAGAUGGCGACGUCCGCUAAAAGAGAACAUGAAAGAGAAUCAGCGCCACCAACGGAGAACAAUCUGAAAAGCGAAGAUGAAGACGUCCAGCAGCUGAUCGGUAAUCCAGAAGAAGUUUCCACUCAGUUAGGGGGGAGCUCCACUUUAAAGCAGGAGACUCCACAACCACCCUGCAUUAAAAAGGAAGAGGAGGAACUCUGCAUCACUCAGGAGGGAGAGUGUCUUCUAGGACGAGAGGAAGCUGAUUACACCAAGUUUCCACUGAGUAUUCUCUCUGUGAAGACUGAAGAUGAUGAAGAGAAACCACAAGUAGACAACCUCUUAGCUCCACUAUCAGAUAGUGAGGCUGAAGACGAGGUUGAAGAACCUUUGAGCAGCGAUAAAGACUGUGAAGGUGAUAUGAGGACUCACACUGACAACAAACACUCUGAGUGCUCUUCAACGAGGAGAGGUAAAACAUGUUUGAGCUGCUCAGUUUGUGCUGAAAGUUUUACUAAAAAGUGCCAUUUGACUCAACACAUGAGAAGACACACAGGUGAAAAAUCAUUUAGUUGUUCAGUUUGUGGCGUAAGCUUUUCACAAAAUAGCCAUUUGACUCGACACAUGAGAACACACACAGGAGAAAAACCAUUUAAUUGUUCAGUUUGUGGCGUGAGCUUUUCUCAAAAUAGCCAUUUGACUGCACACAUGAGAACACACACAGGAGAAAAACCAUUUAACUGUUCAGUUUGUGGCAAAAGCUUUUCUGUUAAGAGGAAUUUGACUGAACACAUGAGAAGACACACAGGAGAAAAAACAUUUAGUUGUUCAGUUUGUGGCAAAAGUUUUUGUGGUAAGAGCAAUUUGACUCAACACAUGACAACACACACAGGAGAAAAAACAUUUAGUUGUUCAGUUUGUGGCAAAAGUUUUUGUGGUAAGAGCAAUUUGACUCAACACAUGACAACACACACAGGAGAAAAAACAUUUAGUUGUUCAGUUUGUGGGAAAAGCUUUUCUAAAAAUAGCAAAUUGACUCAACACAUGAGAACACACACAGGAGAAAAAACAUUUAAUUGUUCAGUUUGUGAUGUAAGCUUUUCUCAAAAUAGCCAUUUGACUCGACACAUGAGAACACACACAGGAGAAAAACCAUUUAAUUGUUCCUUUUGUAGCAAUAGCUAUUCAGUUAAGAGGAAUUUGAUUGAACACAUGACAACACACACAGGAGAAAAAACAUGUAAUUGUUCAGUUUGUGGCAAAAGCUUCUCUGUUAAGAGGAAUUUGACUGAACACAUGAGAAGACACACAGGAGAAAAAACAUUUAGUUGUUCAGUUUGUGGCAAAAGUUUUUUUGGUAAGUGCAAUUUGACUCAACACAUGAAAACACACACAGGAGAAAAAACAUUUAGUUGUUUAGUUUGUGGCAAAAGCUUUUCUGUUAAGAGGAAUUUUACCGAACACAUGAGAACACACACAGGAGACAAAACAUGUACUUGUACGGUUUGUGGCAAAAGCUUUUCUGUUAAGAGGAAUUUGACUGAACACAUGAGAACACACACAGGUGAAAAACCAUUUAGUUGUUCAGUUUGUGGCAAAAGCUUUUCUGUUAAGAGCACUUUGCUUGAACACAUGAGAACGCACACGGGUGAAAAACCAUAUAAGUGUUCCAUUUGUGGCAAAAGCUUUCCAUAUAAUAGCUCUUUGUGUCGACACAUGAGAACACACCCUGGAGAAAAAAACAUUUAGUUGUUCCGUGUGCUGUAAAAGGUUCCCACAUAAUGCAGACGAAGUAAAACACAUAAGAUCACACAAGGGAAAAUAACCAAUUAGCUGUUUAGUUUGUGGUAUGUUGCUCAUAUGUGGUGACAUCCACCCUACCCAGGACCUCCUCACUGCUUCUUUCACAAAUAUCUGAGGUAUUCAUACAAACUUGGCUUAUUUGGAGCAUAAUCUUAUCUACUCAUGACCCCAUGUCUUCUCUGUAUCUGAAACCUUCCUGAACAGUAAGAUAAAUGAUGCUUCAAGUGCUUGGUUACUCCUUCUUCAGUCCAGGGACCUGGGGCCUCAUGUGUCAAGUUUGUGCACGCUCAAAAUCCUGCACUACACCCUUUUUCACUGCAUAACUAACUGCCAACUUUUACUCCUCAGACUGAUUGAUUGAUGUGCAAAUCAGAGACAUAUGAACAAUUAACCCCCAACACCCACAACCCAACCCCCACCUCCCUCGACAUUCGGGCAUAACAGGUUCAAUCCGGCCCCCGAGAUGAGUUUGCGAAGCGUAAAAUUCAGCUGCAUUUUUUAAUGAAAGAAACUGCUGUUCUAAUUGUGUCCACUGGAUGUCGCAAUAGCAAUUCUGUUAGGCAAGCAUUGAUACCGGGGCGAGCAAGUAUACCAAGCAAGAGGUACACGGUAAAGCGGGGCUGUGACUCCUCCCCCUCCACCCAACGUAAAACAGGAGUAAAAUAAGCAAUCAGUAACCCCACUUAAAAUGCAGCAUGAGACACUGCACACUGAUGUAGUUCUGUGAAAAUGAUUGUCUUCUGUGCAAAUGUAAAGAAAGUGAACAGUGUGUGAUUUACUGCAAUACUGUCAGUCUUUUAACUUUUUAUUUGUGCUUUGUUGAAAUUGUUCACACUUUGCACUGCUUUUAUUUUCCUAUCAAUACACAUUAUGUCUAGAAGACAGGAAGUAACUCAACACUCUUGAAUAGUUUCUACCUCAGUUUGUAUGGUUUGUUGAGUUAGCACAGGAUUAAUAUGUGGAAAUGACAAA